Molecule: messenger RNA, 2238 nt
Organism: Symbiodinium sp. CCMP2456
Lineage: Eukaryota; Dinophyceae; Suessiales; Symbiodiniaceae
Source: the annotation of a GenBank genome assembly
AUGGACCAGAAGAAGCUCCGGGAGCUGACCAAGCAGGAGAAAGCUCGGCGUGGGCCUGGGCAGGGCACUGCGGUCUUGUCAGCGCUCAAGAGGAAACAGGAAGCCAAGGCAGAGUUGGCAAAGGCAGAGUUGGCAAAACGUGCCAAAGCCGAGACUGCAAAGAUGCUACCUCCAGCUGUUCCGAAGACAGCAGGUGCAGAUCCGAAAGCUCCUGAGGAGGCGGAAGUUCCUGAAGCAAAGGAUGCAGAAGAGAUCCCAGCUGCUGCCGACAAAGAGAUCACUGAGCCUGUUGAAGAGGAGGAAGAAGAGGAGGCCAUUGUGGGCCCACUUGUGGCACCAGCUGAGAGCCAGCAGCUCAAGGCUACAGGCACGCUGUCCGCAGCGCCGGCAGAGGCACCGAAGGCUACCGAAGCGGACGCCGAAGAAGGACAAGACGAUCAGGCCCUGCCUGAAGGGUUCUUUGACGACCCAGAGCUGGAUGCAAAAGUGAGGGGAAUGGAGGCACCAUCUCGAAAGGCUGAAAGGGAAAUCGAGGAGGGCCUCCGAAGGUUUGAAAGGGAGAUGGCAGCCGAGCAAGAGAAGGCUGAGGAAACCAGGCACGCGAUUGACGAGAAGAAAUAUGAAGCCGUAGCCGCAGAGGAGGAGGAGUUUCAGACGCAGCUGGAGUCUCGACUGGUGAAGCUUCGACAGGCGGCGAGCGAAAGGAAGAAAGGCAUGGACGGCGCAGAUGCACCUGUCUCUGAUAUGUUCUCCCAAGGAGAUGCAUCGGAGCCCCAUCACAACAAGCACGCCUCAGAGCAUGCUCUGGAGCUUACAGAGCCCGCCAUAUCCCGAACCGUGCUCUUCGAGGGUAAGCUGCGGGAAGUUCGCGUGGCGGCUGAGCGCAAUGCCGACAACCUGAAGCAGCUUCACCAGAAGCUCUCUAGCCAAGACGGGCUGAAGAAGACUAUUGAUUCCUUCCGCUCUGAGCUUGGUGAAUGGGACAGAGAGCGACGGGACCACGAACACCUCUUAAACGAGAAGACCUGCCUUCAGGAAAAUGAGCUGAGUGCUCUUCGCAAGAUGAUUGAGGUGCAAGCCUACUCGACGGAGGCGUGCCAGCGCGGCCUGAAGAACGUAGGGGAUCUGCUAGCUGCGACAAAGGACGAAGUCACCCAACUUCGCGACUACUGCUGCGAAAGGGUCGAUGUUAACAGAGACAAGAUCAUGAAACUCAGAGAUGAGAUUGAAUCAAAGUUCGCAGCAAGUGAAAGCACGCAGUUCAAGCUGCAUGACGACGUCACGAACAUGGCCACUGUUUUUGCCCACUUGAAGUCGGAGAUGGAGCGCAUUGGCUUGGUAACCGCUGAAACAAUGGAGAGUGUUGCCGAUCUCUGGCGUGCAAAGGCUUCGGCAUCCAGUGUAGAGGAGCAGCAGCAAACGUUCAUCGAGUUUCAGCGGAAUCUGAAUGAUGCCGUCGCCGCACUCAGGCUACGAGUCAACAGCGUGGUGGACGAAGUGAAGGGCCACUUUCAGACAGCUGUCCGAGUGAUCUCAACGUCCACAUCCAAGCAGAUCGACACCAUGCGCACGCAGUACGCUGAGGACAUUGGCCGGAUGGACGAGGUCAUGCAGCAAAACGCGAGCCUGAACCAGAUCCUCCGUGGAAGCGAAGACCAAGCAAAAGCUCACCUGCAGCAGCUGCAGGAAGACUUGAACAAACAGAUCCAGGAGCUGAAGAUUGGCCUUGCGGAGAAGGUGAAGGUGGACCCAGUGAGCGAGCAGUACGUGUUGGAGGUCCAGCAGCUUCGGCGGGCGUGGAAGGACCACCAGGAGAACUUGGCCGUUCACGAUCGGGCGCGAGCGUUGGAGAGGGAUGCAAUGCAUGCCAUCGUCGAGAGUCAGCUCAUCGCAGCACAGAUGAACUUCCAAGAUGAUCAGGACAGGAAGAACGUUGCCCUCUUCGGCUGCAAGCCGGAGAAGGGUGAUCGGGAUGGGCUUCUACCCAACAUCGAUCAAACUCCUCGGAAGAAGGAGGUCAAGACCACAUCUCCCAUUAUUUCCCUGGACAAGCGCUGCCUUUCCUGUUGCAGCAACACUGGGACUGUCCUCGCGGGCUUCAAGAUCGCUUGCUUGAAUUACACACCGGGUCCUGUGGAGUACCACCAAGUCUCCUAUUCCCGUGCUGAGCUCCUCCAUUUGCAGUUAAAGCUCUUGGACCAAGCCCAAGACCGAAUGCACCGAGCAGCGGGUGUGUGA